Molecule: messenger RNA, 1698 nt
Organism: Lasiosphaeria miniovina
Lineage: Eukaryota; Fungi; Ascomycota; Sordariomycetes; Sordariales; Lasiosphaeriaceae
Exons: 2
Coding region: 1-1698 (565 amino acids)
Source: RefSeq, a predicted model, not a curated record
AUGGGCCAAGACGCUGCAGUCGGAUGGCAAGCAAGCCCUGAUCGCCGCAGCACGCUAACCAUUAUCGAGAACUCCCUCUUCACCAUAUUCGCCUGCACGUGGAGCAUUCAGCAUCUCAACGUCCCCGCACCAGGCGAGACUCUUUGGAUGACGCUGUCGCGAAAGUGCAAGUGGGCAGCCUUCACCGUAUUCUUCCCCGAAUUCCUUAUGGCGCAGGCCAUCCUCGAAUUUGUGAUGGCCGUUGACGACAUGAGCUUGCUGAAUAAAAUCGAGUGGCGCCAAAGCCUUCCUUGGUGGUAUCGUGCUUUUCGACGCAUCUCUAGCAACUCGAGUGACGAGGAGACGGCCGUCGGGAGCGAGUCAGAGGUUGCUAGCGGGAACCACGGGCAGCAGUGGACGCUCACACACUGCUACUUUGCAAACAUGGGAGGCUUUCACCUGGCCGGCAGGUCUUCCGAGGCCGGCAGGUCUUCCGGGGCUGAAGGGUUUUCCGAAGCUAGCUCUUCCCCAGAGGCUACUGCUACAUACAUAUUCACGGCUGGCCACUUCGCCGAUUUCUGGCAAACCGUUGAAAUCCCCGAGCUCUCGGAAAAGGACCUCAACGAUAGAAGCAAAACAGAUUAUUUUACCAAGGCCCUUGCCGCCGUACAGAUCGCACAGCUGCUUCUGUCUCUCAUGGUUCGAACCGCUCGGCACCUUGCUUUCUCUCAGCUGGAGACGCUGACCUUGGCAUUCGCAACCUGUGGAGUUCUGACUUAUAUCUGUUACUGGUACAAGCCACAAGAUGUGAAGCGACCUAUCAAAGUUCGCCUCCGCCGUGGAGAAGAUGCCUUGGCCGUUUUUCAACAGCAGUAUUUCGAUAGACUUUGGGACGUCCUAACUAACUCCCGAACGAAUGACGAUAGCCAGUCUGUAGGUCGGAUCCGCAACGACACCAUCCCAAAGGCUGCGCCGGAAACAACACAUUAUGCCCUGUACGUAUUGGCGAUAUUGACUGCCGGCUUCGGAAGCAUCCACGCUCUGGCUUGGAAUUUUGAGUUCCCAACUCGCGCCGAGCAGAUAGUCUGGAGAGCCGCAACCCUUGCAUCGUCAGCUGUGCCCCCGCUUGCGCUGCUUGCUAUCCCGCUCUCCCAGAUUCUUGUGCCGUGGGGAAAUCCCCGCGAGUUCAUGCACAACUGUUUGCGUGCAAUGAGAGAAUAUUCCUGGGGCGUUUACCACAAGGAGCCUGUCCAAGCAGCCAUGAGAAGGCUAGAAGAGGCUUUUGAUGAUAUCGAGAAAGGCAAGCGGCACUACGGAGAGAUAUUCAUGGAGGAAGCCGAGGAUGACCAUUCAGCACUCCUUGCGCAGCUGCUCGAUUUUGUUCAUGACGAGAUAAGCAGAGGCAACCGUUUGAAGCUGCCCGACGAUUUUCUCGCAAAGCUCACACAGCUCGCGAGUAUCCUCGGCGCGGAUGCCCAGUCGAGAUGGCCCGACGGAGAACCCCGGACAAAAAGGCUUAUCGAGGAAGCUAGGACGAACUUGUAUCCCCAGAGGGUUCUCUUUACUCGGCCGGUCAACCUCGCCAUUAUCUAUGCGACGAGCGCCAUGUACUGUCUCGCACGUUUGAGUCUCAUCGGUGUGGCCUUUGCUAGUCUUAGGCGGAUGCCCGAUUCUGUUUAUGUGACGACUUGGGCGGCGGACGUUCCAAGCCUGCAGUGA